Panicum virgatum (switchgrass) is the source of this 1263-nucleotide messenger RNA. RefSeq lists its product as uncharacterized. The record is from RefSeq and is a predicted model, not a curated record. The transcript has a single exon. Bases 1 to 1263 code for a protein of 420 amino acids. NCBI's taxonomy places the organism in Eukaryota, Viridiplantae, Streptophyta, Magnoliopsida, Poales, Poaceae.
AUGAAGUCUAUCAACCUCUACUAUGAGCAUGCUUAUGACAAGUGCAUGCAAGAUGGCGUCCUCUCUCAGGAGGAUAUGAAGCUUGUUAGGUUUGCGGUUGAUUCCCUGAGCUCCAACUCCCGCGCCCAGAACCUCGCGGCUGUCCGAAUUUUGUAUUCCCUUCUGAAGAAAACAGAAGCUACCAGAAGCAGCACUGGAUUACUUGUCUCAGAAGUCACAACAAGCAAGAACUCGGUUGGCACCUUGAUCAGCAUGUUGGGUUGGACAGAGCCAGAAGAUGAAGGUAUAAGGCUGUUUGCUGCUGAGGUCAUCGCCAAGAUGGCUGGCAAUUUCAGGAUUGUGGGCAUCCCUGGAGCAGUGCAAAUGGUGUCUUCUCUCCUUGAUUAUGAUGCUUGGGCUUCAGAAGUGUGCAUCAAUAUGGAGGUACCUGGUUAUCUGUCACCUUCAAGAAUACAGGCUCUCCCAGUACAAGUAACAGAAGACAAUGUCCUGAACACCCCAAAAAAAUUCUUGCAGUGCAUGAAGAAUCUGAUUUCAAUCCCAAAAGAAGAUGAGGAAUUUUGGAUGGCCAAGGAUUCAUUCCCUUCCCAGGCACUGGAGAUUCUUGAAAAGCUGGCUCAUGAUGUUGACAACUGUGCCGAAAUCAGCAGGGCAACGGGACUCAUUGCAAAGAUCAUAGGGUUCAUGAGCUACACCAUAGACACUACAAACAUCCCUGAGCCACAGAAACAAUUAUGGACAACUUCAUCUUUGAAAUUGAUCAUCAAGCUUGCAAGCACCAAUGGAGAAAUUGGUAUGGUACUAAGGCAGAAAAUCUCAGAGCAACCCUUGCUGCUAAGUAACUUUGCUCAGAUAUUGGAGAACAGCUCCAGUAGCCAGUGCCAAUUGGAGCCAGUGAUGGGUAUCCUUGCCAAACUUGCAGUCGACAUGGAAGCAAGACAGGAUAUUGGCUCAUUCCAAGUGUUCAUCACUAAGUUGGUGAAUGCAUUUCUUGGUCGAGAUCAACCAUCAUCAAUGAGAAAAGUGGCAGGGGAAGCAUUGUCAAUGCUAUCAAUGGGAAAUUCUAGAAAUUUCUCUGCUAUCUUGGAGGCAAUAGGGCCCAACUUUAUUGAUCUGAAAGAUAUGCUUAUGUAUGAAGAGUACACAUAUGUUACAGCAAGUUUGCUGCAAAAUGUGUGUGCUCUCUCCCAAGAGAAGCUAAGUCAAUUAGAAUCCAGCAAGCACCUCUCAUCUUUGUUGACAGUGGUGAGUCUUUAUGUUUAG